Messenger RNA from Lampris incognitus (smalleye Pacific opah), 4106 nucleotides. It is a transcript of the gene gtpbp4, whose product is annotated as GTP binding protein 4. The record is from RefSeq and is a predicted model, not a curated record. Gene Ontology annotation, biological process: ribosomal large subunit biogenesis. The coding region runs from base 37 to 1941 and encodes 634 amino acids. The transcript has 17 exons. Lineage: Eukaryota; Metazoa; Chordata; Actinopteri; Lampriformes; Lampridae. Gene Ontology annotation, cellular component: nucleolus. Gene Ontology annotation, molecular function: RNA binding; GTP binding; GTPase activity.
GCUGUGCCGUCGGCCGACCCACCGUGCGCUGUCGCGAUGGCGCUUUACAAUUUCAAGAAGAUUAUGGUGGUUCCCACCGCAAAGGAUUUCAUCGACAUCACUUUGUCCAAAACCCAAAGGAAGACGCCCACCGUGAUACACAAGCACUACCAGAUCCACCGUAUCCGUCAUUUUUACAUGCGCAAGGUUAAGUUUACCCAGCAGAACUACCAUGACAGGCUCUCCCAGAUCCUCACAGACUUCCCCAAGCUGGAUGACAUCCAUCCAUUCUACGCUGAUCUGAUGAACGUGCUGUAUGACAAAGACCACUACAAAUUGGCCUUGGGACAGAUUAACAUUGCCAAGAAUUUGAUCGAUAAUGUUGCUAAAGACUAUGUGCGUCUGAUGAAGUAUGGAGACUCUCUGUACCGGUGUAAGCAGCUGAAGAGGGCGGCUUUAGGGCGUAUGUGCACCAUCCUGAAAAGGCAAAAGCAGAGCCUGGAGUACCUGGAACAAGUGCGUCAGCAUCUGUCCCGUUUACCAACCAUUGACCCCAACACUAGGACUCUACUGUUGUGUGGUUACCCCAAUGUCGGCAAGUCCAGCUUCAUCAACAAGGUCACGAGGGCCGACGUGGAUGUCCAGCCUUACGCUUUCACCACCAAGUCCUUGUUUGUGGGUCACAUGGACUACAAGUACCUCCGCUGGCAGGUGGUGGACACCCCGGGUAUCCUCGACCACCCCCUGGAGGAGAGGAACACUAUCGAGAUGCAGGCCAUCACGGCGCUGGCUCACCUGCGCUCGGCCGUGCUUUACGUCAUGGAUGUGUCGGAGCAGUGCGGCCAGACUCUGAGCCAGCAGCUGGAACUCUUCAACAACAUCCGGCCUCUGUUUGCCAACAAGCCUCUCAUAGUCGUGGCCAACAAGUGUGAUGUGAAGAAGAUCAGUGAACUAUCUGAGGAGAACCAGAAAAUCUUUCUGGACAUCUCCGCAGAGGGCAUCCCCAUCAUUGAGACCAGCACGCUGACGGAGGAGGGAGUGAUGCAGGUUAAAACGGAGGCCUGCGACCGGCUCCUUUCCCACCGUGUCGACACCAAGAUGAAGGGCAAGAAGGUUCAUGAUGUGUUGAACCGGCUGCAUCUGGCCAUGCCCACCAAAAGAGACGAGAAGGCAAGGCUGCCGUUUAUCCCAGAGGGAGCCUUGACACGCAGAAAAGCUAUGGAGGUGGAUGCACCCAAGCGCAAACUGGAAAAGGAUCUGGAGAUGGAGCUUGGAGAUGACUACAUUCUGGACUUGCACAAGUACUGGGAUCUGAUGAACGAGGAGGAGAAGUGUGACAAGAUUCCUGAACUCUGGGAAGGCCACAAUAUCGCCGAUUACAUCGAUCCUGAAAUCAUGAAGAAACUGGAGGAGCUUGAGAAGGAGGAGGAGCUGAAGGAGAGGGCUGGGGAGUAUGACUCCGAUGAGGAGAGCGAGGAUGAGGAGAUGCAGGAGAUCCGCGCGUUGGCCAAACAGAUCCGCCACAAGAAGCAGCUCAAGAUCGCCGCCUCCAAGGAGAAGGACAUCCAUGGGCCACGCAUGCCCAGGACCGCCACCAAGGUGGAGAGGAAGACCUUGGAGAAGGAGAUGAGCGACCUGGGUCUGGAUAUGACGGACAAAGAUAAUAGCCAUUACGCAGCUCAGGGCCGACGGUCUCGUAGUGUUGCCAAGAAACGCAAACGUGACACCUCGGUGCUUCCCACCUCUAAAGCCCGCAGCCAGAGCGCCUCCCGUCCCCCUCGAGACAAGUCUGGUGUUCGUGAUGCCAAGAUGGCAAAGAAGGUCAAGACAAUGAUGAAAAAAUCCCAGAAAACCAUGAACCGCGAGGGCAGGAAGGGCGAGUCAGACAGACAUGUCUUCGAUUUAAAACCCAAGCACCUUCUGGCUGGAAAGAGGAAAUCGGGGACAACGGACCGCAGAUAAAAGUGCCCGGUUCAGACUGUCAGGACUCAGCACUGCUCCUCCUUCUUACCAAGAGGUUCCAGUGUAGCGGAGUCUGUUCAGAUUCAAAUCCAGCCUAUUGUCUCUGCAUUCGCCUGUCCUGCUUAUUUGUAUUCACUCGCAGAGUAAAACCUCACGAGGAUCCCUUUUUUUCCCAGGGGCAUUCUGGGGGUAUGGUGGUGUUUGUGUGUUUGUGUGGAAGGUAGUUGUGGCUGGUGGCAUCAUACAGCACAGCAGAGCUUCCACGGAAGAUCAAACACCUGUUUGAAUGAGACACGAGUGAAUAAAGGUCAGUGUCUGUUUUUGUCAGUACAAGCUGUGGCGUAAUUUUAAGUCCUGAAGGAUAAUAUCGUUAUCAAAAUUGGGUGCCAUUAAAUCUGUCAUGAAUAACCCAGGGGUGUAGUUUAGGCUUAAGUUCUCUUCGUUACCCACGCUACAAAAUAAAUUUAAGUAGUAAAGAUGAUUCUAAGAGAUAAAUAAAAGAGAAUAACCAAGUCAAAUGUAGUUUGGAGCAGGUCUUAGUUAAUUUUCUUCGGCUCUUUUCAACCAAAAUUCAGGACAAAAGAAACCAAUCUAAUAUUGUAACACGUUCUCUCAAAACCACUUUCGUACACACUUUAGUUCAUUCCCGUUUCAUAGAAAAACACUUCAUCGAAAGAAAAUGAAUCAGCCGUACUAAAUUGUCCAUAGGUGUGAAUGUGUGUGUGUGUGUCUCGGCCCUGUGGUGGCCUGGUGGCCUGUCCAGGGUGUCUCCCCGCCUGCCGCCCAAUGACUGCUGGGAUAGGCUCCAGCAUCCCGUGACCCUGAGAGCAGGAUAAGCGGUUUGGAUAAUGGAUGGAUGAAAGUUACAGUGUCCCCUUACUUAACUUUAGGCAGUCCUCAGUUAUAUCAGUGUCUCUUAACAAGUGUCCAAAAAAAAAGAGCUACAGAUGUAACUAAAGGUUUGUGUGAGAGUGUGUGUAUAUAGAGAAUUUAGUCUCAAAUUGAGACGGGAGUAGGUAUUUCAGAGAGGGCAGAGUCCAGGCUGGGAGAGAAAUUGAUGUCCAACAGAGGGGUAAAUACGAGAAGGGUCUGUGUUCUUGAAGUGGGAAGAGUAGAGAGGGGUAAUGAGGAAAAAGAUGAUUUCUUGGUUGGCAGUUGUGAGAUAUAAGAGGGGGCCAUCUUAACCAUUAGAAGCUAAGAGAUUGUCCUCAAAUUCAGUAAGAUGGUCCAAGAACAUAGUUCUCCAGGUAAUGAAACAGUUCCAAUCAAACAUAACAGGAGCCAAAAGGUAACAAAACAAAAACAAAACAAAAACCCCAAUCAAACCCACUCUUAGUGUUUUCCGGCAAUGGUCGUCCUAGAGUCUGAUGUGGCUCAGGGAUUCUUUACGCCCCUAAACUCUUGCUAUGACUUAAUAUAAACGAGAAACCAAAAUGGAUUUAAACUUGGCUUGUAUUUUAGAUUUGACUUGAACACACUCGCCACUCUUCCCUGCAGUGUGCCUGUCCUCUCUCUCACACACACUCCCUCACAGACGUCAGCAAUUAUCACCCUCUGUGUGCAGUAAAGGAGUAGUCUGCUGUUUUUUGGCUCGUCUGCUACAAAGCAUUUGGCCAAUGGAUUUAAACUUGGCUUGUAUUUUAGAUUUGACUUGAACACACACGCCACUCUUCCCUGCAGUGUGCCUGUCCUCUCUCACACACACACUCCCUCACAGACGUCAGCAAUUAUCACCCUCUGUGUGCAGUAAAGGAGUAGUCUGCUGUUUUUUUUUUUGGCUCAGCUGCUGCAAAGCAUUUGGCCAAAAACAAAAGUUUGAGAGACUCAAAAAAAAAAAAAAAAAACCCCACAAGAACUUCUAUGGGAAGGUGCAGACUCACUCACAUUGUGGAGCGAUUGUGGUCUGUCUUGGGACUUGGAAAGCUGAUGUUUCGGGGGGAAAUGAUUAAAAAGUUGUGACGAUGCCGUAUGUUAAAGGAAAAACUGAGCUGUAUUCGCCUUCAAGUGAUUCCUAGAAAGUGUUUUAAAAUGAAAACAUACUACGCCUUAAACUCAUAUGUGGGUCAGGUGUUGCUUGGUGUGGUUGCAUGGCAAAGUGAGGGUGACCUCCUUUACCUCUGAAAUGCCAAAACGGAGCCGAAUAAAUGCAACGCAACUACAAUGUC